Aethalodelphis obliquidens (Pacific white-sided dolphin) is the source of this 1777-nucleotide messenger RNA. It is a transcript of the gene KLK10, whose product is annotated as kallikrein related peptidase 10. The record is from RefSeq and is a predicted model, not a curated record. Gene Ontology annotation, molecular function: serine-type endopeptidase activity. The transcript has 5 exons. Gene Ontology annotation, cellular component: secretory granule. Bases 453 to 1286 code for a protein of 277 amino acids. Gene Ontology annotation, biological process: proteolysis. NCBI's taxonomy places the organism in Eukaryota, Metazoa, Chordata, Mammalia, Artiodactyla, Delphinidae.
CAUGCACCUCACCUUGGCUGGGGUGGGUCGCGAGAGCACAGGUGGGGACCCUCGGGUAGCGGACAGGAGACUUGUUCCAGCCUUAGUUUCCUUAUCUACGGGACGCACUUCGGAGCCUCGAAUCCCCAGCCCACCUGUGAAGGUAGGCGAACCCCGAAGCGCUGAGAGGCUGGCAGCCGGGACAGCCCCGGCCAGGAGAGCGCUCCCCUCGGGCGUAGGGAGAGCAGGACGCCAGAGCGGCGUCAUUAGGGUAUUUGCGCCCAUUACGCCUGUUCAGGCCCCGAUCGCCCGUCUGCCCAGCCCUGCGUUUGUCGGCCGCAAGUUAAACGGGUCCCCGCGGGCUGGGGUGGCCCAGGACGGGCGGACGGGCGUGGCAGGCGGGGGUCUCUGACCCGGCAAGUGUUUUGAACCGUCCCCCGCCCACCCGCACCCCCCCAGCCUAGGUCCUGGCCAUGAGACCCUCACACCUCCACCUCUCCGCCGCCUCCGGCCCUUGGGGCCUCGAGAACCUUCUGCUGCCGCUACUGAUGGCGCAACUCUGGGUCGCGGAGGCUCUGCAGCUCCCCGGAAACGACACGCACUCUCUCUCCGUGGCCUCCAGCGCCCCUUGCCCUUAUAGGUCGCAGCCCUGGCAGGUGUCCCUCUUCAAUGGCUUCUGGUUCCACUGCGCCGGCGUCUUGGUGGACAGGAGUUGGGUGCUCACGGCUGCGCACUGCGGGAAAAAUAAGCCUCUGUGGGCUCGAGUUGGGGAUGACCACCUGCUGCUUCCCCAGGGAGAGCAGAUCCGCAGGACCUCUCUUCCUAUUAUCCACCCCAAGUACAAGGGCUCGGGCCCCAUCCUGCCCGGGCGAACAGAUGAGCAUGACCUCAUGCUGCUGCAUCUGGCCAUGCCCGUUGUGCUGGGGCCUCGAAUCCAACCUCUACGCCUGCCCUAUCGCUGUGCCCAGCCCGGAGACCAGUGCCAGGUCGCCGGCUGGGGCACCACGGCCUCCCGAAGAGUGAAUUACAACAAGCGCCUGAGUUGCUCCCGUGUCUCUAUCCUGAGCCCUGAGGAGUGUGACGUCUUCUAUCCUGGCGUGGUCACCAACAACAUGAUAUGUGCAGGACUCAGCAAGGGUCAGGACCCCUGCCUGAGUGACUCAGGUGGCCCUCUGGUCUGUGAUGAGACCCUUCAGGGCAUCCUUUCAUGGGGAGUUUACCCCUGCGGCUCUGCUCAGCGUCCAGCUGUCUACACUGAGAUCUGCAAAUACCGCGACUGGAUAGAGAAAACCAUCGGCUCCAAGUGACCCAAAGGCCCUGCAACUGCUUCGCCAUCUGCCCUCUUCCUCCUUCCUCCCCUCCUUCCCCCGCAGACAGCUGGACUCUCCCCCUGCCCCACUCAAACUUCUGUCACCCAUCCACACCUAUUAACAUCUCUCGUCUUCCCUCAUGCCUCCUGCCCACUGCUGUUCUCUGCCCGCGUUGAAGCCAAGAUGCAGAACGUGGUGGCAAAGUUUUGUUCAUGAGAAACGAGGAAGCCGGUGGUCACUAGUCUCUGAGAGAAGUUAUCAAUCACCCAACCUGGCUUCCUCCACCACUCCCUGAUGUGUGACCUUGGGCAAGCCAAGCGUCUUCUCUGAGCCUCAGUUUCCUCACCUGGAAAAUGGGAACAAUGAAGUGUGUACCUCAUAAACGUGUUAUGAAGAGACUAUAACGUGUGUAGAUUGUUAUGGUCAUUGUCAUGCAAAGUACUAACACGGUGGGUAGUGAGUUCUGAUUAAAUGGCAACAGGUCCUGG